This is a messenger RNA of Sclerotinia trifoliorum, 1212 nucleotides long. NCBI's taxonomy places the organism in Eukaryota, Fungi, Ascomycota, Leotiomycetes, Helotiales, Sclerotiniaceae. The record is from the annotation of a GenBank genome assembly.
ACGUGCUCGCAUGUGAUGGUCCAGGUCCUAUAUCAGCAAUUGGGUGCUAUCGAUAUCUCAGUUCUCUAUCAAAAGCUUUCUCUAUUAUCAAUCCCUUCUCUUCUUUAUAUUACUACUACCUAGUAUUCAUGACACCGUCUUCAUAAUGGCAACUUCAUUCCUUCAGUUUCUUUCCUAUUUGUUCGGUUGGAUAUACACAACAUGUUGGUCUUUUUCUUUCUAUCCUCAACCACUCUUGAACUAUAAGCGCAAAUCUACUUCAGGGGCAGCAAUCGAUUUCCCCUUCCUCAACGUCAUAGGCUUCGCUGCAUACUUUGUAUCUACAGUCUCAUUCCUCUACUCGCCGGAAAUCAGACGUGAAUAUGCUCUACGAAAUAAUGGCCAUACUCCAACUGUUCAGUUCAAUGAUCUUGCUUUCGCUGCCCACGCCUUCUUUGUGUGCUGUAUCAUAAUGUCGCAAUAUCACCUAUCCAUCUGGAAAUUCGAUAAACGUGGUAAAAGAGGUCCUGGCUCCAGAAUCAGCACAUCGAUUUUGGGUUUGGCUGUAGCAUGUAUUGCUGGGGUCGCGACUUCUGUGGUUAUUGUCCUUGCGCGAAAGGAUGAGGAUGUUGUAACGGGGUGGGCAUGGAUCGACGUGGUACGUUGGAUUCAGACUGCAUAAUCUUGUUACAUUUGUGCUAAUACCGUUUUCACAGGUUUAUGUCAUAUCAUACGUCAAGCUCAUUAUCACGACGGUUAAAUAUAUGCCUCAAGUUCUCACGAAUUAUCGCAAUCGAUCCACGACUGGUUGGGCAAUUGGAGGAAUAUUACUCGACUUCUCAGGAGGAGUUUUAUCGAUUUUACAAUUAGGAAUUGAUAGUUAUCUACAGGGGGAUUGGUCAGGAAUAGCAGGUAACCCAGUGAAACUAAUGCUGGGCAAUGUGAGCAUCUUCUUCGAUGUUAUCUUCAUUGUUCAGCAUUAUAUUUUGUACAGAGGGAAUGGGCGUGAUAAACCAUUCAAUGAAGAAGACCCUCUGCUUGAGCCGGAUAGGGAGCAGAGAAUUGAUUAGACAAGGCGCAUUUCUUUCUGACAUUAGAGAUAUCUAGCGACUGGAUGAUAAAUAGAGGUGGGCAUUAGCGUUGGGUUUGUCGGGUUUUAAGGUUAGCUAUCUGCGCUUCGAAUCUAAAUAUUACUUAGAGGGUUGCAAGGUCAACCGGUUUUCAUUCUUCAAC